This is a messenger RNA of Hibiscus syriacus, 2988 nucleotides long. RefSeq lists its product as uncharacterized. The record is from RefSeq and is a predicted model, not a curated record. Lineage: Eukaryota; Viridiplantae; Streptophyta; Magnoliopsida; Malvales; Malvaceae. The transcript has 6 exons. The coding region runs from base 961 to 2940 and encodes 659 amino acids.
UGUUCUUCAUAGGUUUCUUAAUUUUCAUCCUGAAGUAUCAACAGAAGAAAUGGAGAAUUUAAAAGCUUUAUCUUCUCUAUCCCCAAACAAAUCCCUAAAAUCGAUAUUCUAUUAUUUUUUGCCUACAGCAAUCUUUUAUUUCUUACUCCAUUUGUCCCUCGCUUUCACUUUUCUUGUGUUUCCCCUCUUCUUUCACUGAAACUUUCCAUCUCGUUUUCUUUCUUGUGCUUUUUUUUUUGGGUCGUAAUUAUACCCUUUUUUUCCUCCGAAAAAAAAAACGCAUUGUUUUUAUUGGGAUACGGUUAUUUUCAUAAAACGGUUACGUUUUCAGGCGAUAGUUUGGAAUCGUCGCGGCGGUUAGGUUUACUCUUCCUUUUUUCUGUCAUCUGCACUCUUGUAAUUUGUUAGGAUUUCCCAAUAUUUCUCGUUACCCCUUUGGGGUUCAAUUCCUAGCAGCUGGGAACUUAUAAUCGAAAUUUCAUCUAGGGUUUUUGAUUUUAUCCCCAAUUUAUUGUUAUUCAGUGAUAUUUUCCCGAAUUUAAGUGGCAUGUGGGCGUUAAGUUUUACUUUGGAGAGUUCUUUUUCCUCUGUUUUCCCGAGUUGUUGAUUUGAAAACAGGGCUGGAAUUUUUCUAUUUUUAUUUUAUUUUAUUGGGAACUACGACUGUCAUUUGAGAUUGCAGAAUCAGUAAUCUGCAAAUCCAUCUUUUAAUAAGAAUGGAAGAGUAGGGAGACUUAAUUAUAUAGCCUCCUGAUUGACGCCAUUGUUUUCGUCGACACGGCUUCGUAGUUGUGAUAUAAUUCUUUUUCGUUUGAUCAAGCAAUCUCUUGGCCAUUGGUUAAGAGUUUGGGAGUAUAGUGUAGGAAGAAAAUCAAUUUGGUAAGGGUUUGAAGAACGUUGGAGAAGUCCCCCCCCCCCCUUUUCGUUUCUCUUCUCUGAUGAUCGUAUUUAAUAUCCCUUAUGGAAAGAAGAGAACCAACUUUUGUUCCAGAAUGGUUGAAAAGUAAUAGCACUGUUACUGGUGGUGGCAACUCGGCUCACAACUUUGCUUCCUCUUCUUCCCUCUCAGAUUUUUCUUCAGGGCAUCAUGGGAGACAGAGAAACUAUAGGAAUGUAAGUGAUUUUGAUUCCCAUAGUUCAUCAUUUUUGGAUCGGUCAUCUUCUUUGAAUACACGGAGGAGUUCGAGUAAUGGUUCUGUGAAGCAUGCAUACAGUAGCUUUAGUAGGAGUCACCGCGAUAAGGAUCGGGAGAGGGAUAAAGUGAGGUUGAACUUUGGGGACCAUUGGGACUUUGCUGAUUCUGAACCUUUAGAAAGUCUGUUAACCAGUAGGGUUGAAAUAGAAACGUUGCACCGUUCAAAUUCUAUGUUCUCUAGGAAACAAGAUGAGCUUUUGUCUAGAAGGGUUGGGCUGGAUGCUAGAGACAGUAUUAACGGUAACCAUAACAAUGGCAAUGGUCUGCUUUCUGGGGGUGCUGUUUGGAAUAGCAACCACAAGGCUGUGAUUGAGAGGGAUUUUCCCUUGCUUGGAACUGAAGAUAGGCAAGUGGUGCCUGAGAUAACUAGAGUUUCGUCUCCUGGUUUGAGCUCCGCUUCUCAGAAUUUGCCGGUUGGUAGUUCAGCUUUGAUUAGUGGAGAUGGAUGGACCUCAGCUUUGGCAGAAGUUGGGCUGGAUGCUAGAGACAGUAUAACGCAAGUGGUGCCUGAGAUAACUAGAGUUUCGUCUCCUGGUUUGAGCUCCGCUUCUCAGAAUUUGCCGGUUGGUAGUUCAGCUUUGAUUAGUGGAGAUGGAUGGACCUCAGCUUUGGCAGAAGCCCCCAGCAUGGUUGGAAGUAGUAACACGGGUUCCUUGACUACCCAUCUAACUGUUUCCACCUCAAGUUCUGUGACUCCAACUGGCACAUUUGGUCUUAAUAUGGCUCUAGCACUAGCACAAGCUCCUUCACGGUCCCAUACUGCUCCUCAGUUAUCUGUCAAGACUCAAAGGCGCAAGGAACUGGCUAUUAAGCAAUCAAAGCAACUAAUACCAGUGACACCUUCAAUGCCCAAGGGUUCGGUUCUCAAUUCUGUGGAUAAAUCAAAGGGCAAACCAGUCAGCAGAACAAGUGAGAUAAAUAUAGCUGUGAAGAGAGGGCAGCAGCAACCUUCUUUAAUUCAUCAUGGUAAUCUGUCUCCUCAUGGUGAACAAGUCAAGUCUGAUAUGCCGAAAACAUCUGGGAAGUUUUUGGUUCUCAAACCGGGAUGGGAGAAUGGGGUCUCAUCCUCUACUCAAAAAUAUGUUGUUAGUCCAACAAGUAUGAACACCAAAGUUACAGUUAGCACACAUGCUGUUGAUCCCGCAAGAAACUCUAACAGCCCAAAGCUUUCUGCGGGGGGACAUAAGGCAGCUGCCUUGAAUUCAGGAGCUGGGUUCACUGCAGAAAAGAGACCCUCUUUGGCUCAAACCAAGAGCCGAAAUGACUUUUUUAAUCUGCUGAAGAAGAAGACGUCAUCAAAGACUUCUGCUGUUCUCUCAGAUUCACACCAUCAUAUCGCAUCUUCCACCUUAGAGAAAUCUGAAGUUACAAAGGAAGUAGUAAGUGCCUCUUCAACUUCUCAUGCUAAUGAAAAUGGUAUUGCUGAAACCAACAUUGGUGAUUCCUGUCAAGAGGAUCAACGAUUUGCUGAUGAUAGUGAAAAGGAUAUGGGAUCCGCUUCUAUGAUCUAUCCAGAUGAGGAAGAAGCUGCCUUUCUUCGUUCUCUUGGCUGGGAAGAGAACUCUGGUGAAGAUGAAGGCCUUACAGAAGAGGAGAUAAAUGCUUUCUAUCAGGAGUACAUGAAACUGAGGCCAUCUCUGAAACUGAGCCGUGCCAUGCAGCCAAAGCUGGCUCAAUCUUUUGCAACUGAUUUGGAUGGAGCUGCUUCUGAACUGAGCUCGUCUGACUCUGGAUCCGAAGCUUGACUUUCUUUGUCCCUACAUGGUACAUCCAAAGUUUUAUUUUUUUAAAAA